Glycine soja is the source of this 1023-nucleotide messenger RNA. RefSeq names its product protein MAIN-LIKE 2-like. Gene Ontology annotation, biological process: meristem maintenance; meristem development. The coding region runs from base 1 to 1023 and encodes 340 amino acids. Lineage: Eukaryota; Viridiplantae; Streptophyta; Magnoliopsida; Fabales; Fabaceae. The record is from RefSeq and is a predicted model, not a curated record. The transcript has 3 exons.
AUGGCUAGAACUAGAGGUUUAAGGCGUGCCUUAGGCACAGUUAUACGAAGAGCCCUAGGGAGAGGGGAUAAUCAUGAUUCAGAUGAUGUUCCCCAGCGGCGAAGGCCCACAACAUCCGCACGUAGGCAACGGGAAGUUGUCACUGUUGCUGAAGAUGCUCCUCACGUGGAUGACACAGCUGAAAAGCUAUUCCAACAUGGUGAAGAAGUUGUUGAUGAUGCCGAGGGUUUUCUAGGUGGGCCUCAUGACACAUUAAUGCUGACUGCCUAUGUUGAUCAUGUUGUAGUCGUUAUUUGGAAUGGAGAGCUAUCCUCCCAUGGAAGGAAGGUUCAGAAAUUUGGGAGGCCUGCUACUGAGAUUGAAGGGUUGGUUGUUGUCACAAGAUUAAGUCCUUUGAUCGCAUGUUCAUUGGACACUGGCGAUCGGGGACUUAUAUCCGCAUUUGUCGAGAGGUGGCAUAAGGAAACGAGCAAUUUCCAUCUUCCAGUAGGAGAGGUCACCAUCACCCUCGAUGAUGUGGCCUCUUUGCUCCAUUUGCCCAUCAUAGGAGCAUUCCACAGCUUCGACACUCGUCAUGUUGACGAAGUGGUGUUGAUGUUAAUGGAGUUACUUGAAGUUACUGGAGAUGAAGCUAGAGCUGAGACACUGCAGUGUCAUAGGGCAUACGUAUGCCUAUCAUGGCUACGAGAGAUUUAUCAUAGUAAAUGUGAGACCGGACACUGGACUGCAGCAGGUAGAGCGUAUUUGCUGCACUUGUUAGGUUGCACUAUUUUUGCUAAUAAGAGUGCAACACAUGUGCUUGUCGUGUUCUUAGUCGCCUUCCGAGACCUCAGUCAGAGUGGAAGCUACACAUGGGGAGCUACUGCCCUAGUGCACAUGUAUGAUAAUUUGAAUGAUGCUUGCAAGAGCGGCGACAGACAACUUGCUGGAUAUAUCACAUUUUUACAGUUCGGGAGUUUGACCUUAUUUCAUGCUUUUCGAGACAUAUUCGACGGGGUCCCAUUGUCGUCAUACACCGACUAG